AUGGCGGCGGCGGCGGCGUCUCUGGUGAUCCGUCUCUCGGCGCUCGCCGUCGUGCUCGUCGUCCUCUGCCCGACAGCGUCCGCGGUGCCGCUGGGGAAGCGGUACAGGGUCGGCGGCCCUGAAGGGUGGCGCGUGCCCCCGCCGCAGGACAAGGAGAUGUUCUACGUCAAGUGGGCGGCCCCCAUAACCUUCUUCGUCGAGGACUCUAUCGAGUUCGUGUACAAGAACGACUCGGUGAUCAAGGUGAGCAAGGCCGGAUACUAUCACUGCAACGAGACGGCGGGCAUCGGCACCGGCGCCGUGCCGAGGGACGGCAGCACGCUCUUCCUCCUCGACGCGCCAGGCUUCGCCUACUUCGCCAGCGCCGACCUCGGACACUGCAACGCCGGCGAGAGGCUGGGACCGUUCGAUUUAGUAUCACAGUUCGUUUUGAUGUAUCGUGCGCCGUCUUCUCAUGUGUCAGUUACAACAACUAUAUUUUUAUAUGCUUGUGUCUCCUUCGAUUAA
Messenger RNA from Triticum urartu, 507 nucleotides. The record is from RefSeq and is a predicted model, not a curated record. Lineage: Eukaryota; Viridiplantae; Streptophyta; Magnoliopsida; Poales; Poaceae.